GCCACAGCUGAUGUUUAUAGGUAUCAGGGUAAUGAGGCCUUCAAGAAAGGAGAUUUCAUCAAUGCUAUUCAUUUUUACACUGAAGGAAUUAAAAUGAACUGCAAUGAGAAAGAACUGAGGGCCAAACUGUACAACAACAGGGCUAUUGCACAUUCUAAACUUGGUAAGAUGAUGAGAGCUUUAAUAUGCAUUUUUUUGCUCUUUUGAAGGUAAUUAGGGCUGUCAGUAGUAGUUUUCCGAAAAAGGUGAUAAUUUGGAAUGCAUAUACCCAAAAGGAAAUUCAUCAGAAAAUAUCUCUGUGCCUUACAUUGGCCUCUCAAACAUACAAAGAAGUAACCUCUUACCCCAUAUAUCAAAGAGCAUCACAAGUUUUUUCCUAGAAUUAAUGUAAAGGUGGUGUGUUUGCUAUAUGUACAGCUAAUUAGAGAUAUUUAUUUUUACAAAAAAGGAAAUCACCAGGAUUCAUUAAGGGAUGCAGAAGCAGCUAUUGAGUUAAAUCCAACUUUCCUCAAGGCAAUUGUGAGAGGUUAGAUAUGUUAGCUGUGCAAUAAUAAUAAUAAUAAUAAUAAUAAUAAUAAUAAAGAACUCAACACUCUAAGGUUAAAUGAAGUUGAAACUUGACUCAAUUGACUUUAAUUAAGAGGUCAAGACCACCCUGAUGUACAUUUGAAUCCAGCUCUUGACUGCUGUCCAUGACUUUCCAUUAUGAUAAGAAUAUUAUUUUGAGUUGGAUGAAGAACUCAAUGCAUAAUGCAAAGAGUAUCAGCAUGAGUAUCUUAGUUUCCCUUUUGCUAGAUUUGUGAGUUAGUGGUGUCAGAUAUUUUUAGUCACUAUCUAGCUGUUUUGAAAAGAAGUAAGGACUUAACUCAAACUGUAAGGAAAAUUUCCUCAUUCGUCAAGUAUAGUUCAACUUCAAGUGCCAUAAUACUUGUAAUAAUAAUUUAGCUAAAGAUAUGAUAUGAUCAUGGGUAAAUUUUAUUCUUUGUGAACUUUAAACCUAUAGUUUGAGUCACUUCCUAGCAAGCAAUUAUCAACUGAUUGAGUAAAUCCAAUAUGUUAACUAAAACCAAAGGGAAACUACAAUUUAAGUGUCAAAUAAAAUGUUUUAAUUUGUACUUUGAUUGAAAUUUAAAUUUAACCUAGUUCUAAAAAGGUUAAAUAAAAAACGUACCAUUAUAAAAAUAAAAAAAUGGGUUCUAUGUUUCCGUUUUCGCAUUGCAUGUCCUAUAUUCUAUCUAUAUCUCUUAUUGAUUUUGUGGGAAUUGUCAGUCCCAAUUUGAAUGUUCUUAGAAGUUUCAAUUAUCCAUAGCUAAUCUGACUGAAACCUAAUAGGGACUGUUUAUUCUUUUUCUUUUAGUUUUUAUGUAUUUUUUUUCCUGUGGUCUGUAAUGAUUUAGCUUUCAAUGGUUUCCAGUUCUUUACUGGGAAUUGAGCUACAGUAAUGAUAUAUGAAUGAAAGUGAUCCUCGAAGUAAUGCACACUACUUGAGCAGUAGUGAAAAUAAGGCCUGAAAAAAACAUUCAGGCCUGCACGGGAUACGUAUAGGCCUGAAUGUUUUUUUCAGGCCUUAUUUUCACUACUGCUCAAGUAGUGUGCAUUACUGCGAGGAUCACUUUCAUUCACGUCUUAUCUGCAGUUCAAAUAUAUAACUUUCAUAUAUUCUUAGCCAGUAAUGAUAUGCUCAUUUGUGUUGUUGCUUACAGGAGCCAUUGCUUGUGUUGAACUGAAGAGAUUUGAAGAAGCAAUCACUUGGUGUGAUAAGGGAUUAGCUGUAUCCUUAGUUAAAGGAAUUUUUAAUUUUUAAUCAUGAGUAUAAUGAAAAUAUUCCAUAAUUUGACAUUUUUAGUGGGAAAAUACAAAGGGUUUUAAGUGUCGCUCUCGCUAAGAGAGGUCCUCUCGACUCUCCGUCGGAAAAAAAGUUUUCUUUUAUUUUUUGCCCAUGAAAAGUGUUUAGGACAUAUGUUUCAAAAAUAGUUAAGUUGUUCUCCAAUUCUCUUCUUUUGCAUCGCCACAAGCCAAAAAUGAUUUUUGGCCAGACCACCCCAGUGGACAACGAUCGAAAAUGUAAAUUUCAAAGAUUUUGUCCAGCGCACAGCGACUGCAACAAUGCAGCUCCCGGAGUUCUAUCUUGUUACAAGUUACAAGAUGUAGUCAGUCAGUUCACAGACAAAAUAUGGAAACUUCAGCUGAAAUAUUUUUCAUACCAGCGUGAUCAGAGGAGACCCUUCUGUUCGACCUUAGUUUGCAUAUCAAAAAUUCACUACUUUGUACGAAAGAAUUCUCAAAAUGCAGGCGUUAAUCGGGCUGAAAAAGCAUAUCAGUGCAUAGUUUAUACACCAAUGAGGUUACGGAUCGAAACAAACCCGCGGGUAUAUCUCGAGCUUCCAUCUACUAACAUCUUAAAAACAACGCAAAUCCAUGUGAUUGCUCAAUUGCGCUCGUGUCAAAUAUCAUUUGCAUGAUUCUGAAAAUUGACCAAGAUCUCCUUUUGACCGUUCAAACUUCGUUCGUUUAUCUUCUACGUUGAGGAUUUUAGGUUUUAAUAGCAACUGGAUGGAGAAUAGAUGCCGAGUUGUCCUAAAACGUUGCGUAAACGUGAUCGGUCGUAACGCUUGCGCGCUUGCGUAACUACAAAGUAAGCAAAGGUGAUCGGAAGGCGCCUUCUCGAUAAUUUACGUUGAAAUAUCAGGUCAUGAACUACGCACAGUGUGGAGAAAAUCAAAAUUAUAGCAUAAAAUUUGGCACUCUGGUCAUAACAGACAUAUCGCGUAGCUUAAAAGGACACAAAAACAAGUUGAAAUACGUUACACUGUUUACAUUUACAAAACAACACGCAUACACUCUGAAACAAUUUUUGCAGUUUCUCCCAAGAUUUAGUACACGGAACCCGAUGAAGUAGCUCUCCUUUCUGCAAAUUUGUUUCCAUCAUUAAUGAUGUUACGCUCUUAUGAACCACAACUGUUUUGAGCGACAAACUCGACAUUUCCCUGCGACCAUCAAAAUCAAUUAGACAAACCCAGCUUGAUGUAUUGCGUCACGUGAUUGUGCAAACUUUUCGCUUUGUCAUAUAACCUGUUUCGCGGGUUCUACAAAUUGAAACCAAAAUUAGCUAGUGUAACUAAUUAGAAUCGAAAGUUAUUAAAAUGGACUGAAGAAUUUUACAUUUUAAUGAGAAUUUUAUCUUUAAAUGCUUACUUGAUUCAUGGAAAGCAGAGAUUGGAGUGGCUUUGGGUAUUUCAGCACUGAUUUGGAAAAAAUAAAACAGUUAUUGGUAUGUUCUAAACAUAAGAACACCUGAGAAGACACUGGAAGUGUAGUUAAUAAAAGUAUUUUUUAGUAUCCAGAGCAAAAAGAAGAAUGUGAGGCAGUGAGAGGAGACUGAGUUUUCAACGCCAUUUGUCGUAAAAAGCUCAGUGCCAACAGCUUGUUAUUAAACUCACUAAAAUUUACCUGGAAGGCAUCAACUUUCUUUUGUCGCGAAAUUUGUGAAUUUUAAAACUCUGAAACAAAGUACGAUGAAUCCUGGAAACUGGAGUUUGAGUCCAUUGGCAAACUAUGCCAGCUGGUCUCAUGAGCAGAUCAAGCGCUGACGGAAUUUGACAGUUUUUAAAUUUUAAGCGGAUGCAAAAAUCGAGACAAAAAUUCGUCAUGACACAAUUUGUCCUUUUAUUUUGUCAAGAGAAUUCUGGUUUUGUCUGCUUGUGCAGAUAUCCCAGAUAGGCACUUACGAAUCAAUUUUUAGUUAAAUAAUAGCCUUCACUCUCGAGAAAUUGCAAAUACAUUACCCAUAUGAUCGGACCACAACUUUAAUUUCGAAAACUUCGAAAACAUCUCUAUUCAGUCUGGCUUUCUUUCAAGUACUUUCACCGCAUUUCCAAUGUUUCCUAAAGUGUUCGGAUGUUUAGAACAUACCAAUAACUGUUAUAUUUUUUCCAUAUCGUGGUCAAAAUGACCGGAACGAAACAAAAUUAACUUGUACUCGAGGAUUUCGCUGGAUAGCUGAUAAGCUUUUUGCCGAUGUUCUUUUCCAUCACAACACAACAUUCCUUAAUAAAGGUAAAGAAAAACAGCCAACAUCAUUAAUGAUGGAAACAAAUUUGCGGAAAGGAGGGUUAGUUCAUCGGGUUCCGUGUACUAAAUCUCGAGAGAAACUGCAAGAAAUUUUUUAGAUUGUGUGCGUGUUGUUUUAUUAAUAUAAACACUGUAACGUAUUUUAACUUGUUUUUGUGCCCUUUUAAGCAACGUAAUAUGUCUGUUAUGAGACAGGGUGAUCUUCUCCACACUGUGCGUAGUUCAUGACCUGAUAUUUCAACGUAAAUUAUCGAGAAGGCGCAUUCCGAUCACCUUUGCUUACUUUGUAAGUCCCGCAAGCGCGCAAGCGUUACGACCGAUCACGUUUACGAAACAUUUUAGGACAACUCGACAUCUAUUCUCCAUUCAGUUGCUAUUAAAACCUAAAAUCCUCAACGUAGAAGAUAAACGAACGAAGUUUGAACGGUCAAAAGGAGAUCUUGGUCAAUUUUCAGAAUCAUGCAAAUGAUCUUUGACACGAGCGCAAUUGAGCAAUCACAUGGAUUUGCGUUGUUUUUAAGAGAUGUUGGUAGAUGGAAGCUCGAGAUAUACCCGCGGGUUUGUUUCAAACUGUGACCUCAUUGGUGUAUAAACUAUGCACUGAUAUUCUUUUUCAGCCCGAUUAACUCCUGCAUUUUGAGAAUUCUUUCGUACAAAGUAGUGAAUUUUUGAUAUGCAAAUUAAGGUCGAACAGAAGGGUCUCCUCUGAUCACGCUGGUAUGAAAAAUAUUUCAGCUUAAGUUUCCAUAUUUCGUCUGUGAACUAACUGACUACAUCCUGUAACUUGUAGCAAGAUAGAACUCCGGGAGCUGCAUUGUUGCAGUCGCUGCGCGCUGGACAAAAUCACUUUCAAAUCACUUUCGAUCGCUGUCCCCGGGGUGGUUUGGCCAAAAAUCAUUUUUGGCUUGUGCGACGCAAAAAAAGAGAAUUGGAGAACAACUGAACAACUAAACUAUUUUUAAAACGUAUGUCCUCAACACUUUUCAUGGGCAAAAACGAGGAUCGCUCCUGGCGAGAGCGGCACUUAAUUACAAUGGGAACUUGUCACCUCAAUUACUGAUUACAUCAUUACUUACUAGUGAUAUUACUCCUUUCAGCCAAUUGGACUUAGUCAUACUAUCCAUGCCAUGACAUUAGUUUAGUUAAAAGACCAAUAUUCACCCAGUUUAUGCAGGGUACAUGGGUAGACGAUCCCUCUAAAACGAGUCACAAAAAAAUAGUUUGGUAAUGUUUACUUAUAUAUUAUGCUUAUAGCGACGCUUGAUCGCCGCUAGCUGGACCGUACGAAUCUCACUGAUCGACACAACAAAUAUCGCCCCAAUUUCUUUCUGUUAAACGCCUCCUUUAUUAAAUGUCGUAUUUGACCGUGAAGCUAAAAAUAAUUGAUUCACAAAAUUAGGGACAAGAAAUUAGCUAUAGAAACACUCGAGGUAAAUUAAACUUACAUUGUUGCCGGAUCUGGCGAGAGUUGACACAAAAAAGACCUUUCCUUCCUUCGAUAAAAACGACAGACAAUUUCUUUCUAUUAAACCACGAGUGCUUGCGAAAUCGAUCGAAUUAUUGAAUUGCACAAUAGAUCCGUUCUGUUUGGAAAUGCGAUACCACUUACGGAGCGCGUGACGAGGCACCUAGUGUGACUUUUACAGAUUAUUAAUUAAACGAUUACUAAAUCAAAACAAGGGAUAAACCCGUGCCUUAGGGGCACUUACAAUGCUUAUUUUCUUCCCUUUAAAUUUUUUCCUCUAUACUCAGCAUAUUUUCUUAUGGACAAAUACACCUUUGAAAGGCAUAAAUUUGUGAUCUAGACUCAUUUCUUCCAGUGCUGUAAAACAUUUAUCUAAUGUUAAAGCUAUAUUAAUUUAAAAAUCGAGCAAGUGCGGCUUCCCAGUUUUUGGAAACAAGAGAUUAUAUCUAGAUAUUUUGCGUUAAAAUUUGACGUUGCGCACAGAAGAAACUUUUCGUGAUAUGUAAUAACCUACUUUAAGACUGAGUGUCAUGUUGAUGAAACAUCUACCUUUCAUGCAAGCCCUUCCAAUAGGCCAUUUUAUAGUUGUGUACUUAGCUGCCAAGCCUUUGAUUUGGAGUGAGGCUGAAGGUGACCUUGUUGUGAUUGAAACCAGUAUCCAGUGAGCAUAGUAAAGUAAUUUGCAUUUGAAAGGUAGCAAUGUUUCUACGAUAACAAGGUCACCCUUAGCCACACUCCUGUUCAAAGGCUUGGCAACGAAACACAAAACUGUAAAAAUGGACUAUUAUAUAUCAAUAUCAUAUGAUCGGAAAAAUAAUCUUUUUUGUUUUUCCCGCAUUUUUUAACCUUGACAUAAAAAAAAGAUUGACAAAAAUGAUAGGAUCUUCUUGUCAUUAAGACUUCAGUCUGUCAGUGAAGAGGGUGACAAGUCCAUAGAGGAAAAAGAUCAUAUUAGCUAUGACCAUGGUGGUGCAAGUUCAGGUGAUGACACGAAAGUCAUAGACUUCUGUAAUCGGGGAGACAAGCAUGGGGAGGGUAACACUUAUGACAAUCUUGGCAAUGCUCAUUACAGUCUGAAUGAUUUCAAAAAAGCCAUAGAGUACCACAACCUACAACUUAGAAAAGCUAAAGAAGUACGAGACAAGCAUGGUGAGGGUGAUGCUUAUGACAACCUUGGCAGUGCCUACUACUGUCUGAAUGAUUUCAUAAAAGCCAUAGAGUACCACGACCUACAUCUUAAAAUAGCUAAAGAAGUAGGAGACAAGGCUGGAGAGGGUAACGCUUAUAGUAAUCUUGGCAAUGCUUAUUUAAGUCUGGGUGAUUUCAAAAAAGCCAGAGAGUACCACAACUUACAUCUUAGAAUAGCUAAAGAAGUAGGAAACAAGCAUGGGGAGGGUAUUGCUUAUGGCAAUCUGGGCAAUGCUUAUUUUCGUCUGGGUAAUUUGAAAAAAGCCCUAGAGUACCACAACCUAAAUCUUAACAUAGCUAAAGAAGUAGGAAACAAGCAUGGUGAGGGUAGUGCUUAUGGCGGCCUUGGCAACGCUUACCUCAGUCUGGGUGAUUUCAUAAAAGCCAUCGAGUACCACAACUUAUAUCUUAAAAUAGCUAAAGAAGUAGGAGAUAAGCAUGGUGAGGGUGUUGCUUAUGGCGGCCUUGGCAACGCUUACUUCAGACUGGGUUAUGUCAUAAAAGCCAUUGAGUACCACAACCUACAUCUCAGAAUAGCUAAAGAAGUAGGAGAUAAGCAUGGGGAGGGUAACGCUUAUUGUAAUCUUGGCAGUGCUUAUUUUAUUCUGGGUGAUUUCAAAAAAGCCCUAGAGUACCACAACUUACAUCUUAGAAUAGCUAAAGAAGUAGGAGACAAGCAUGGGGAGGGUACUGCUUAUUGCAGUCUGGGCGCUGCUUAUUUAAGUCUGGGUGAUUUGAAAAAAGCCCUAGAGUACCACAACCUACAUCUUAAAAUAGCUCAAGAAGUAGGAGACAAGCAUGGUGAGGGUGAUGCUUAUGGCGGCCUUGGCAACGCUUACCUCAGUCUGGGUAAUUUCAUAAAAGCCAUUGAGUAUUACAACCUACAUCUUAAAAUAGCUAAAGAAGUAGGAGAUAAGCAUGGGGAGGGUAGUGCUUAUGGUCACCUUGGCAUUGUUCAUUACAGUCUGGGUUAUUUCAAAAAAGCCGUUGAGUACCACAACCUACAUCUUAAAAUAGCUCAAGAACUAGGAGACAAGCAUGGGGAGGGUAACGCUUAUGGCAGUCUUGGCAAUGCUUAUAACAGUCAGGGUGAUUUCAAAAAAGCCAUAGAGUACCAGAACCUAUAUCUUGAAAUAGCUAAAGAAGUAGGAGACAAACGUGGGGAGGGUAACGCUUAUGGUGGCCUUGGCAUCGCUUAUCGGAGUCUUAGUGAAUUCAAAACAGCCGUUAAGUACCACAACCUACAUCUUAAAAUAGCUAAAGAAGUAGGAGACAAGGUUGGGGAGGGUAAAGCUUAUGGUAGCCUUGGCAAUGCUCAUCGGAUUUUGGGUGAUUUCGAAAAAGCCUUAGAGUACCACAAUCUACAUCUUAAAAUAGCUAAAGAAGUAGGAGACAAGCAUGGGGAGGGUAACGUUUAUUGCCGUCUUGGCAAUGCUUAUUUCAGUCUGGGUGAUUUUAAAAAAGCCUUAGAGUACUACAACCUAUAUCUUAAAAUAGCUCAAGAAGUAGGAGACAAGCACGGGGAGGGUAACGCUUAUGGCAAUCUUGGCAAUGCCUAUAACACUCUGAGUGAUUUCAAAAAAGGCAUAGAGUACCACAAUCUACAUCUUAAAAUAGCUAAAGAACUAGGAGACAAGCAUGGGGAGGGUAGCGCGUAUGGCAAUCUUGGCAAUGAUUAUUUUAGUCUGGGUGAUUUCAAAAAAGCCAUGGAGUACCACAACCUACAUCUUAAAAUAGUCAAAGAAGUAGGAGACAAACAUGGGGAGGGUGAUGCGUAUGGUAACCUUGGCAAUGUGUACCGAAAACUUUGGGAUUUCAGAAUAGCCAUAGAGUACCACAACCUACAUCUUAAAAUAGCUAAAGAAGUCGGUGACAAGCAUGGGGAGGGUGUUGCUUAUGGCGAUCUUGGUAUUGCUUAUCACAGUCUCGGUGAUUUUAAAAAAGCCACAGAGUACUAUAUUCGACAUCUUAAUAUAGCUAAAGAAGUAGGAGACAAGCAUGGGGAGGGUAAGGGUUACGGCCAUCUUGGCGAUGUGUAUCUAACUCUGGGAGAUUUGGUAAAGGCCAACACGUUAUAUGACGUAAUGCUCAAAAUUUCCAAAGAGGUCGAAGACAAAUCCAUGGAGGCACUGGCCAGCUAUUUUUUAGGAUGCGUUUCUGAGUCGCUGGGUAGACUGCCAAAAGCCGUUGAAUAUUACCAAGCUAGCAUAAACUUAUACAAUUCCUUAAGAGUACUUCUGAAAUCUAAAGAUGAGUGGAAAGUAAAUUUUCGAAAUCAGUAUCAAGUGGCAUAUACGGGUUUGUGGAGAACUCUUGUAGAACAAGGUAAGAUAGAUGACGCCUUAUUUGCUGCUGAGAAAGGACGAGCUCAAGCUCUGACCGACCUCAUGGAAUCCAGUUUUUGUGAUCAAACAAGUCGGUACAAGACAGGCGAUGAAGAUUUAGCAGUUUUAAGGUACGUUCCAUCAAACACCGUCUUUCAGGCAAUAAACAAAGCUGAUGUCAAUCUUUGGGUUGUGUCCAAAGGAAAACAAGUUCAGUUAAGACAAAGUAAACUCAAAAGUCAGUCUGUUUCAGAGAAUAGUGGAGCCAGCCAUUCUUUUGAGUCGUUCAUGCUCGGUGUCUAUACACAACUUGGUGUUCGUUCUAAUGUGAGAUGCGAGAAUCGAUCUUUGGAUGCUUUGAGGGAGGGCCGUUCAAAAGUGGAUGAGAAAACUAAAGGAGACAACCCUCAACCUCCCAUCCAACAAAACGAAUGCUUGAGCACUUUGUAUGAUACCGUCAUGAAGCCGGUGGCUGACCUGGUUCAAGGGGAUGAGCUACUCGUUAUUCCCGAUGGACCCCUGUGGCUCGUUCCUUACGCUGCAUUGAAGGAUGGUAAUUAUAGAUACAUGUGUGAAUCGUUCAGAAUCCGACUUGCUCCAUCGUUGAAAAGUCUUAGAGUCAUUGCCGAUUGCCCAGAUGAUUAUCACAAAAGCAGUGGUGCGUUACUUGUAGGAGAUCCGUGGGUAGCCGAGGUUACUAACAGCAAAGGAGAGAAACCCCUCGAGCAGCUUUCGUUUGCUAAAGAAGAAGUAGAAAUGAUCGGAAAAAUUCUGAAUAUCACGCCAAUCACUGGCAGACAGGCCACAAAACGUGAGGUGUUGAAAAGACUCAGUUCCGUUUCCCUAGUUCACUUUGCGGCACACGGAUGUAUGGAAACUGGCGAAAUUGCUCUUACACCUGAUCCAGACCGAAUAUCUGCUGUGCCAACGGAGGAGGAUUACAUUUUAACAAUUGGAGAUGUGUUGAAUGCUCAACUUCGCGCCAAACUUGUAGUGCUUAGUUGCUGCCACAGCGGUUGGGGCGAGAUCAAGGCUGAAGGUGUGGUUGGUAUUGCGCGCGCUUUUAUGGGUUCUGGUGCUCGGUCUGUUGUGGUGUCUCUGUGGGCGAUUGAUGACGUGGCUACUCUCGAGUUCAUGAAAUGCUUUUAUCAACACCUUGCAGAAGGUAAACCUGCAAGCGAGUCCCUGAACCUGGCAAUGAAAAGCCUCAGAGAAUCAGAAAAGUUCUGCGACAUCAAAUACUGGGCGCCCUUUUUGCUGAUUGGAGAUGACGUCACUCUUGACUUC
Messenger RNA from Pocillopora meandrina, 10335 nucleotides. Lineage: Eukaryota; Metazoa; Cnidaria; Anthozoa; Scleractinia; Pocilloporidae. The record is from the annotation of a GenBank genome assembly.